GGGACUGGGGACUGCCCUGUUGAAACGUCUGCUUCCGCUGCCAGCCGCUCAGACCAUGGGAGGUCCCCGCCUCAGCAUCCAACAUGCACUGUGUGCCUUGCUGACUCUGUUGGAAGAUGGACUCCAGAACACCAGGGCCUCGGCCACCAUGGACUGUGCCUCGUGGUGCCCUCCACACUCCACAUGUGUCAACGCCACUGCCUGUCGCUGCCAUCCAGGAUUCGCCUCUUUUUCUGGGGAGGUCAUCACCAGCAUCUUGGAUACUUGUGAUGACAUCAACGAAUGUGGACCACCCUCGACAGUGUCCUGUGGAAAAUUCGCAGACUGCCAGAAUACGGAGGGGAGCUACUACUGCACAUGCAACCCAGGAUACGAGCUUGUUUCUGGGGCAACAAAGUUCAGUAAUGAGAGUGAGAACACGUGCCAAGACAUAGACGAAUGUCAGCUGAACCCCGGGAUCUGUAAAAGCCGCCGCAUCUGUGUCAACACCCAGGGCAGCUACACCUGCAAGUGCCCCCCCGGGUUUGAGCUCAACCGGGAGGACCCAAAGCUGUGCAAAGAUGUGAAUGAAUGUACCUCGGGGCAAAACCCCUGCCACAAAUCCACCCACUGCCUCAACAUCGUGGGCAGCUAUAAGUGCCGCUGCCGCCCUGGCUGGAAGCCGAUUCCUGGGUCCCCCAACGGCCCAAACACCACCAUCUGUGAAGAUGUGAAUGAAUGUACCUCGGGGCAAAACCCCUGCCACUAUUCUACCCACUGCCUCAACAUCCUGGGCAGCUAUGAAUGCCGCUGCCGCCCUGGCUGGAAGCCUGUUCCUGGGUCCCCCAAUGGCUCAAACAACACCGUCUGUGAAGCAGAGAUCUUCCCCACCUGGACCCUGGACCCUGGAAUCAAGAGCCAGAGUCUCUCCCACUUCUCUGAAAGAGUCCAGGGUCUGGAGAGAGACUUCAAGUCUGCCUUGGCCCAGGACACCAUCCAGAAACUUAUCACGUCAUUGGAUAAGCUACUGGAAGGCCCCGGGGACGUGGAGAACCUGGCCCUGCCUGCCCGGCAUCGCUUGGCCACCCACCUGCUGUCAUACCUUGAAGAAGUCUUGAGGACCCUGGCCAAGAACAUGCCUGGAGACUCCUUCACCUACCAUUCCCCUUCGAACACAGAGCUGUCCCUGGUGAUCCAGGAGCAAGGGAAUGGAACCAUCACCAUGGGCCGGAGUCAUGCACGAAUGCUGCUGAACUGGGCUGAGGCAGCUGAAGUUGGGGACCCAGGCCGUGCCGUGGCAGGCAUACUCUCCAUCCCAAACAUGCAGAAAUUGCUGGUCAAUGCCUCCUUGGAGCUGGACUCUGAGAAGAAAGCCCAGCUGGAAGAGAUACAUGAAAGUCCUGUCAACGGUGCCCAGCUCACGCUCCUCUCUACUAUCAACACGGUCUUUCUGAGCAACAAGAACACAUCGAAACUAGACUUCCCUGUCACCUUCUACUUCUCCCACCUUAAUCAGACGCUCAAACCACGGCAGGAGCUAAUCUGUGCCUUCUGGAAGGGUGAUAACAGCAGUGGGUACUGGUCCACCACAGGCUGCCAGAAGCUGGGCAGCAGGGAUGGCAACACCAACUGCAAAUGCAACCACCUGAGCAGUUUUGCCAUCCUCAUGGCCCACUAUGACGUGGAGGACCCUAAGCUGGCCCUGAUCACCAAGGUGGGACUGUCGCUGUCGCUGGUCUGCCUGCUGCUGUGCAUCCUCACCUUCCUGCUAGUGCGGCCCAUCCAGGGCGCGCGCACCACCGUGCACCUGCAUCUCUGCAUAUGCCUCUUCCUAGGCUCUGCCAUAUUUCUGGCAGGCAUCGAGAACAACAACGACGGUCAGGUGGGGCUGCGCUGCCGCCUGGUGGCCGGACUGCUGCACUACUUCUUCCUGGCUGCUUUCUGCUGGAUGAGCCUCGAGGGCCUGGAGCUCUACUUCCUCGUGGUGCGUGUGUUCCAGGGCCAGGGCCUGCGCAAGCGCUGGCUCUACCUGAUCGGCUACGGCAUUCCCGGGCUCAUCGUGGCCAUCUCGGCGGCCUCCAGGAGCCAGGGCUACGGCCGCCCUCUCUACUGCUGGCUGACCUUGUCUUCCGGCUUUCUCUGGAGCUUCCUGGGACCUGUGACAUUCAUCAUUUUGUGCAAUGCUGUCAUCUUCGUGACAACUGUCUGGAAGCUCACUCAGAAGUUCUCUGAGAUCAACCCAGACAUGAAGAAAUUAAAGAAGGCCAGGGUGCUGACCAUCACGGCCAUUGCACAGCUCUUGGUGCUGGGCUGCACAUGGGUCUUCGGCCUGUUUCUCUUCAACCCGAGGAGCCAAGUGCUGACCUAUGCCUUCACCAUCCUCAACUGCUUGCAGGGCUUCUUCCUCUUCCUGCUGCACUGCCUGCUCAACAAGAAGGUGAGGGAGGAGUACCAGAAGUGGGCCUGCAUGGUCACUGGGAAUAAGUACUCGGAGUUCACCACAUCCACAUCCAGCUCCAGCCACAACCAGACUAGGGUCCUCAGGCCGUCAGAGUCUGGCAUGUGACCACAAGGUUCUGGCAGGCCACCAGCUCCUGUGGCCUUAGCACCUUUUGCACAUACUGAAGACUGUCCCCUCCUCUCCGACUGCCCUGCUCCCUCCACCUUCCUGCCUCCAGAGAAGGGGCAUCAACAGUUGUUCGCUGGCACCAAACCCAGGAACAGCCAGGGUGGAGUUGGACCUGAUUGACCUGCUUCUGGCUGCCUCUACUAAACCCCAGCUGGGACUCAGGGUGGGCAGGAGCUGGCCCAGGGCUGCAGCCUGUUGCCCUGGAAUACAACUUCCAGACAGACAGGGCUCCUGGCCUCCCAACUCUGUCUUUGCUACAAAACAAGAGGCCAGGGUGCUGGGGUUCAACUUCCUGUUAAGCUAAGACUGAGGUCAAGGAUGGGAGAAGGGCAGGGCCCCUGCUGGCCCUGCUACCUGUGGCUCACGGUACAGAGGCCAGUCUGCCUCCUGAGCAGAGGGUUCUCACUGUUUUAAAGAUGGUGGAUGUUGUGUAAUGUUUGUUUUUUUUAAAUCUGUAUAACUUUUCAGUGUUGACACUUAAAAUUAAAUCUCACACUGAUACAGAAGUUGGCUUUGCUGGCUGGGGGGGCGGUCCCUGACCAGGCCCACUGUGUCUGUGAAAUGCG
Molecule: messenger RNA, 3174 nt
Organism: Molossus molossus (Pallas's mastiff bat)
Lineage: Eukaryota; Metazoa; Chordata; Mammalia; Chiroptera; Molossidae
Gene: ADGRE5
Product: adhesion G protein-coupled receptor E5
Exons: 20
Coding region: 56-2545 (829 amino acids)
Biological process (GO): cell surface receptor signaling pathway; adenylate cyclase-activating G protein-coupled receptor signaling pathway
Cellular component (GO): membrane
Molecular function (GO): calcium ion binding; G protein-coupled receptor activity
Source: RefSeq, a predicted model, not a curated record